AUGAGGGUUACGGUCUGGCCGGCGGGUAGUCUAGAGGACCGCCCACCGCCCGAUCCCACGUCCCCGGGGUCCCCUGAUACAGGGGAGCUGGGGAGCGGGUUGUGCCGAGAGCAGACGAAUCCACUCGGCAACGUCACGAAGUCCGCGAUCAACCGCACCAGUCCCGCUAGCGAGACCAUUGCCGAGAGACCGCGGAACCUGGCAAUCGGAAAGAAUGCUUCCCGAUCCUCCAUUCAUACUCACCUCUUGGAUACCACGUCGCCGGAGUCCCCUGCUGCAGAGGAGCUGACGAGUGGUAUUGCCGCCGAGUGUCCUGCGUCCCCAGAGUUCCUGCGAACAAAAUUAGGAGAGCAGGAAGCCAGCGCACCGCAGGUGUGCCAGGAGAGUCCUGAGGCCCCGCUCACACACACACACACCAUACCCAGCCAGCCGAGAGUCCGAAGACCACAGGGCCAGCCCCCUUUCGUGAGUCCCACGAUCCAACCCCACAUUCACUCAAACUCACGCACGCACACACAUGCACGCGCACAUUCAAGCUCCCCAAGGGAGUCCCAUGUAGACCGACCGCGAGACUUCCUCCCCCCCGGGCUACCGGAAUUCCUGCUCCCGAACGAAACGCCGCGCGAACGCAACUUCACGCCCGGUGUUGAGCCAGAGGGUGGUCCUGCCCCGGACGAGCCAGCCCAUUGCGAGCCACAGUCCGAAGACCGCAAGGAGCUGGGGAGCGAGAUAGUGCCGAGAGCAGAACGAGUCCACUCGGCAGAACGAAGGAUCCUGCCCCCGAAAUCCCCUUUUCAGAGGACAGGGGAGCAAGAUGACCGACACACCGAGACCGGCACGCCAGCCCCUUCGCACAGAUUCCGAGAAGGAGCCCUAGCCCACGGAUGGGGGUCCUCGGGCCCCUCUCCCACACACACGCCGGCCAGCCCAGAGUCUAACGACCACAAGGCCGGCCCGCACUCACCGGCCAGGCCAUACGGCCACACGACCGCGCCGCCCCUAAAGUCCCACGAUCCAAUUGCGCAGGCUCCGACAACGAAACCCACGCAUCCAGACCAUGAGACUAUCCCCACCCCUGCGGAUAUUAGCCGCCGAAGAAAGACGCCUGCUAUGCAAACAUCGUUCUCCGUCGUUGCCCAGAUUGCACCAAGCCCGGCUGCUACCCUUCCCCCCGGACCGUAA
This is a messenger RNA of Danaus plexippus (monarch butterfly), 1182 nucleotides long. RefSeq lists its product as uncharacterized. Lineage: Eukaryota; Metazoa; Arthropoda; Insecta; Lepidoptera; Nymphalidae. The record is from RefSeq and is a predicted model, not a curated record. The transcript has 4 exons. Bases 1 to 1182 code for a protein of 393 amino acids.